Molecule: messenger RNA, 1183 nt
Organism: Erigeron canadensis
Lineage: Eukaryota; Viridiplantae; Streptophyta; Magnoliopsida; Asterales; Asteraceae
Exons: 3
Coding region: 75-890 (271 amino acids)
Molecular function (GO): protein binding
Source: RefSeq, a predicted model, not a curated record
CAUAUCAUAUAUCCUCAAAAAAAAAAACAAAAACAUAAACAUAUAUACCUCCCAAAAAAAAUAUCAUCUUUCCGAUGAUGACGAUGUUGGAAGCAUCAACUUUAACAACAAGAGUUUUCCGACCAGCAGUUACUAUUAACAACAUUAGUAAUAACAAAGAUCAUAGUAGCAUGCCAUGUUCUUGUAUAAGCGGUUUUAAGGAAAGGGACAAUAUUUCAAUGCAGUCUGGGAAGCAAUACGGAAUCUGCAAACCUAAAAGAGUGAUGGAUGUCACGCUCUUUUCUGGCUGCUGUAUUAAUAAUCAAAGGGGGAUUGCUAUACCUUUUAGACAUGCAUCUUUAUGUUUUCCAAAGCCAUGUCAAGUUAAACGAGAAGAUUCAGAAGGAACCUUAAGCAGUGAAAGCAUGAUAUUGGAUGAACAAACCUUAGAGCAGGAACUACAAAUUGCUAUCCAGGAGGAAAACUACACCCAAGCAGCCAAAAUUAGAGAUAGCCUUAAACUUCUUCAUGAAGACAGUAAAGCGGCUGUUCUAGCAGCAAAUUCCCGAUUUUACAAUGCAUUUAGGAAUGGUGAUUUAGCUGCUAUGCAAACAUUAUGGUCAAAGAGUGAAAAUGUGUGUGUUGUGCACCCUGGUGUUAGUGGCAUAUCGGGAUAUGAACUUGUUAUGGGAAGUUGGGAAUUCGUUAUGGGAGAUUAUGAUUUUCCAUUGUCGAUUGAAGUCAAGGAUGUUCAAGUUAUUGUAAGAGGUGAUAUGGGGUAUGUCACUUGUGUAGAAAUGGUGAGAACAACCGGUAAAAGCUGGGGACGACAGUUUGCAACUAAUGUUUUUGAGAAGAUAAAUGGUCGAUGGUUCAUAUGUGUUCAUCAUGCUUCUCAUGUUGAUUUGUGAAGUUUAGACACUAUUUCAAGCAGGCUAAUAAAUAGUGGCAGUUGGAAACAAGUUGCUUAAGCUCUUCCAUUGUAGUAAAGCGUCGUGAGAGUUGAGAUGGUAUAGUGUGUAAAAUUCUAUAUUUCAUGUUUAUUUAUUUAUUUUAGCUUAAUCUGUAAGCUGAUUACAGAAGAGUUGCUUGCCUUUUUCUAGAUGGUUUUCAAAAGAAAACAUAUACUAGGGUGUUUGGAUGUACGUUUUAGAAAGUGAUGUGAUUAAAUAGUAAACCAGUUGAUAAUAUUUUCAGCUCGUUA